This is a messenger RNA of Balaenoptera musculus (blue whale), 1287 nucleotides long. RefSeq names its product ras homolog family member D (gene RHOD). Gene Ontology annotation, biological process: cell migration; small GTPase-mediated signal transduction. The coding region runs from base 170 to 820 and encodes 216 amino acids. The record is from RefSeq and is a predicted model, not a curated record. The transcript has 6 exons. NCBI's taxonomy places the organism in Eukaryota, Metazoa, Chordata, Mammalia, Artiodactyla, Balaenopteridae. Gene Ontology annotation, molecular function: GTP binding; GTPase activity.
GAUGAAGGCGGCCCAGGCCGCGGGCCAGGAGGCGCCGCCCGGCGCGCGGUCCGUCAAGGUGGUCCUGGUGGGCGACGGCGGCUGCGGGAAGACGUCGCUGCUGAUGGUCUUCGCCGAGGGCGCCUUCCCCGAGGAAUAACGGUGGUGCCCACCUCCCAGGGUCGCAGUGAUGAGAGAGUUCAUACAGGUCAGGGGCUCAGCUCUGAGCUGCAACAGGAAGCACUCACUGAAAAGUGGCCAGCGUUUUUCUUGGGAGACAUCGUGUCUUCCCCCAGCUCUUGCCCCUACAGUGGAUGUCCCGUGGGCUCAGCCUUGGCGGAGCUACACCCCCACGGCAUUCGAGCAGCUCACCAUGAAUCUGCACGUGAAGGGCAAACCCGUGCACCUCCACAUCUGGGACACAGCAGGGCAAGUCGACUACGACCGCCUGCGGCCCCUGUUCUACCCCGACGCCAGCGUCCUGCUCCUCUGCUUUGACGUCACCAGCCCAUACAGCUUUGACAACAUCUCUAACCGGUGGUACCCGGAGGUGAAUCACUUCUGCAAGGAGGUGCCCAUCAUCGUCGUGGGCUGCAAGACUGACCUGCGCAAGGACAAGUUGCUGGUGAAGAAGCUGCGGAAAAAUAGGUUGGAACCUGUGACCUACCACAGGGGCCAGGAGAUGGCACGGGCCGUGGGCGCCGUGGCCUACCUCGAGUGCUCGGCUCUGCUCCAGGAGAACGUCCACACCAUCUUCCAGGAGGCGGCCAAGGUGGCCCUCAGCAGCCGCCGUCGCAACUUCUGGAGGCGGAUUACCCAGAGCUGUUGUGUGGUGACCUGAUGGCCUGGGGCGCUCCUUCCCUGACCACACCAGCAGCUCAGGAAGGAGCUGGGCACGGACCUUCUGGCCAGUUGGCUGGGCUGGACCUAGUCCCCAGGCUGUGACCUCUGAACUGUACCUCAAACAGAUGGGCACUACCGAGGCCGGGCCCCUGACCCUGGUGCUGGUAUCCCUGGACUGGAGAGAAACCCCUCUGAGGCCUGAGGAAGAGGGUUCCCGGGCUCACCAGCCCUGUGGAGGGCUAGGCCUGGAGACCCCUGGAAUCACUCCCAGCUCACAGCCCUGGACUACACAUCCUGGAGCGGCCUGUGCAACCUGGCGCCACCUCGUGGCUCUUCCCGCGGCUGCACCUUCAGGACCCGGUGGUGCUAGGACCCUCCAGCCAGAACUCACACCCUGCCCCCAUCCCCCUUCGCCCUGCCCAUCCCAGUGGUAACUGUAACACUAAAAUGACAUCACUUGUCAGU